AUGUCUCAAGCUCAAGAGGUUGCGAGGGCGGCACCGUCUCCGCCCAAAUCUUCUCCAAAAUCUUCCCCUAACUCGCCUCCAAACAAUGCCGAUGAUGCUACCGGCACUAUUCUUCCCGAUGAGAUUGACGAUGACGGCGAGUCGUUGGUCGGACCCGUCAGUGUAGUCUCAACUGAAUAUGCUAUGCCCAAUGAUGAGCGGGAGCUUGAUCGACUCGACUUGACGCACAACAUGUUUCUCCUCACCUUUGAGAAUAAGCUUGGGACUGCGCCACCUAACACCGAUGCUCAAGCCUCGGCUGUGAACCGGGUUCUUGACAUUGGUACGGGAACUGGUAUCUGGGCAAUUGACUUUGGCGAUGAGCAUCCCGAAGCUGAGGUCCUUGGCGUCGACUUAUCUGCAGCAUGGCCAAGUUACACCCCUCCCAACGUUCGCUUCGAGAUUGACGACAUUGAAGAUACUUGGACCUACUCCCGGCCCUUCGACUACAUACACAGUAGAGUCAUGACAUCUUCGAUCAAGAAUUGGGAGGACUAUACACGAACCUGCUUCGAUAACCUCAACCCUGGGGGAUACCUCGAACUCAACGAGAUUGAUGCUUGCCCGCAGUCCGACGAUGGUACCUUGAAGGAAGACUCCGCCAUUCUCAAGUCCGUCCGCAUGCUCGAGGAGGCCGCCAACCUCUUCGGUCGCCCGUACCACAACGCGCAGGCGCUCAAGGAGAUCCUGACAAACAUUGGCUUCGAAGACGUGACUAUUCAGAAAUACAAGUGGCCGACGAAUCCCUGGGCUAAAGACGCCAGACACAAGGAGCUCGGCGCAUGGUGCCACGAGAACCUGGUUGCUGGCUGGGAGGGCUUCUGCAUGGCACCCUUUACUAGAGCCCUGAAUUGGUCCAGAGAGGAGGUCUUGAUACUCAUGAUGCAGGUGCGCAAGGAGUUUAGUGAUAGAAGCAUUCAUGCGUACUUCCCGGUCCAUUCCAUCUACGCCAGGAAGCCUGCGGGGCCAGCCUCAGCAUGA
Colletotrichum abscissum is the source of this 1020-nucleotide messenger RNA. RefSeq lists its product as uncharacterized. The transcript has 8 exons. The record is from RefSeq and is a predicted model, not a curated record. Lineage: Eukaryota; Fungi; Ascomycota; Sordariomycetes; Glomerellales; Glomerellaceae. The coding region runs from base 1 to 1020 and encodes 339 amino acids.